Messenger RNA from Lachancea fermentati, 3075 nucleotides. NCBI's taxonomy places the organism in Eukaryota, Fungi, Ascomycota, Saccharomycetes, Saccharomycetales, Saccharomycetaceae. The record is from the annotation of a GenBank genome assembly.
AUGAGUGAAGAAACUCAAGCUAAGGCUACAGAGCCUCAGCCUGAUGAUUCUGUACUUCCACAGCAAAGUUUAGAAGCAAGUGCAGAGGAGGUGAAAGAAAAUCAAGAGCACAGUGUUCUUCAAGGGACUGAGGAGAACAGUAGAAAGAGACCACUUGAUGAAGACAAGACAAUAGAAACCUCUUCUUCCUCUAAGCAAGAGAGUGAAGAAACUUCUGAUGGAAAAGAAACUUCAAAACCUGAAGGUGAACUAGUCGGAGGUGAAGAGGACACUGGAAAUGAAAAUGCUGGUGGCAACGAGAAUGAAGAUGACCGGGAGGAAGAAGAAAAUGAAGACGAAGACGAUGAUGAGGAUGAUGAGGAAGAAGACGAUGACGAUGAAUCAGGUCCCAGAAAGAAGCAACGUCGGGAGCGCAAUCGAUUCUUGGAUAUUGAAGCAGAAGUCAGUGACGAUGACGAAGAAGACGAAGACGAAGAAGACUCCGAAUUGGUACGUGAAGGUUUCAUUACCAGAGGUGAUGAAGAUGAUGAGGACAUUACUGGGCCAAAUAGAGAUGAUAGGCUUCACCGCCAGCUUGAUCAAAAUUUGCAGAAAACUUCCGAAGAAGAUGCGCAGAAGCUUGCAAAAGAAUUAAGAGAACGUUACGGUAGGAGCAGCUCCAAGCAAUAUCGAGCAGCUGCUCAGGACGGCUACGUUCCCCAAAGAUUUUUACUUCCUAGUGUGGAUACUGCUACAGUUUGGGGUGUACGUUGCAGACCCGGCAAAGAGAAGGAGUUAGUCAGGAAGCUACUGAAAAAGAAGUUCAACUUGGACAAGUCUAUGGGAAAGAAAAAACUAAAAAUUCUGUCCAUCUUUCAGAGAGAUAAUUAUUCAGGAAGAAUUUACAUCGAAGCUCCAAAACAGUCCGUCAUCGAAAAGUUUACCAACGGUGUACCUGAUAUUUACAUAUCACAAAAACUUCUUAUCCCAGUUCAAGAACUACCAUUGCUAUUGAAGCCAGACAAAUCUGAUGAUGUAAGGCUAGAAGAGGGUAGUUAUGUUCGUAUCAAGCGUGGUAUUUAUAAGGGCGACUUGGCAGUGAUUGACCAAAUAAGUGAAAAUAACUUAGAAGUACUUUUGAAGGUUGUUCCACGUUUGGAUUAUGGUAAAUUUGAUGAAAUUGAUGCAGAAACAAACACCCGUAAACAGAGAAGACCAACUUUUGCUCAAAGGCCGCCACCUCAGUUAUUUAAUCCUACAAUGGCCUUAAGAAUGGACCAAGCUAAUCUUUAUAAGAGAGACGACAGACAUUUCACUUACAGAAAUGAGGACUAUGUUGAUGGUUACCUAUACAAGUCCUUCAGAAUUCAAUAUUUGGAAACUAAGAAUAUCCAGCCUACAGUGGAAGAAUUGGCACGCUUCGGCAGUAAGGAAGGUGCUUUAGAUUUAACAACUAUCUCUCAAACAAUUCGGAAGGCUCAAGCUGCAAGGGUUACAUUUCAACCUGGUGACCGUGUCGAGAUUCUAAACGGUGAGCAACGUGGAUCUAAGGGUAUUGUUGUUAGAACUUCCACCGAUAUUAUCAGUGUCAAAUUGCCGCAGCUGGCUAUGAAGGACUUGGAAUUUCCUAUUUCUUCCUUGAGAAAGAUUUUUGAACCUGGUGACCACGUUACUGUAGUUGGUGGUGAAAACCAAGGUGAUGCAGGUUUAGUUCUGGCAGUGAAAAACGGUCAAGUCACAUUUGUCUCCGACCAAACCAGGGCUAACUUGACUAUCUCUGCUAAUAACUUGAGUAAGUCUAUGGAUUCUACGCCCACAUCCAGUGAAUACGCUCUACAUGAUAUUGUCGAACUGAGUGCUAAAAACGUAGCAUGUGUUAUCCAAGCUGGUCAUGAUAUCUUUAAAGUCUUGGACGAUAAUGGUAAGGUAUCGACUAUAACGAAAGGUUCUAUUUUGAGGAAAAUUAAUACAGCACGCUCCAGGGUAACAACUGUGGACAGUUCAGGAAGAGAAAUAAAAAUUGGUGACACUGUCGUCGAAAAAGUCGGUGCUCGAAGAGAGGGCCAAGUUCUCUACAUUCAAACACAGCAAAUAUUCAUAGUUUCAAAAAAGAUCACAGAAAAUGCAGGUGUGUUUGUGGUAAAUCCAAUGAACGUUGAAGCAGUAGCAUCUAAAGACAAUACAUUAUCUGGUCUGAAUACUCUAGAUUUAACGAAGAUGAAUCCAGACGUGGUGUCCAAGAUGCGUCCUCCUCAACCAAUGAACCAACAAGGUGGUAUGGGACGUGACGUAGCUUUGGGCAAGACAGUGAGAAUUCGGGCUGCUGGUUACAAAGGCCAACUUGGUAUUGUUCGAGAUGUGAAUGGCGAUAAGGCUACCAUUGAACUGCAUUCCAAGAGCAAGCAUAUCACAAUCGAUAAGAGAAAGCUUAUGUACUACAACAAGGAGGGUGGUGAAGGUAUAACAUAUGAUGAACUGGUGAACAGACGUGGUAGAACUCCAAAUGCCAGAAUUGGGCCCAGUUACGUCAGUGCCCCCCGCAACAUGGCCACUGGAGGUAUGCCUGUUGGCGCAGCAGCUUCAAAUCCAUCCGCACUAUCUGGCGGUAUGACGCCUGGAUGGAAUUCCUUCGAUGGUGGUAAAACACCUGCUGUAAACUCACACGGAAACGGCGGUGCCUCUGCAUGGGGAGGCGCCUCGACGUGGGGUGGACAAGGCGGUGCAUCCACUUGGGGUGGCCAAGGAGGUGCUUCAGCGUGGGGUGGUCAAGGAACUGGUGCAACCUCUACAUGGGGUGGAGCGUCCGCCUGGGGCAAUAAGUCUAGCUGGGGCGGAGCUUCGACUUGGGCCUCGAAUGGCGACACUGGCGCUGCUUCCGCGUGGGGAGGCGGCGACAAAUCUAGCUAUGGCGGUGAUGCGUCUGCAUGGGGUAACAAAGAAGGAGGAGCCUCUGCAUGGGGUGGUGCCAAGAACCGCGAUGGUCGCAAAGAUGGAGGCAAUUCGACGUGGGGCAACGACCAAGGUAGCAGAUCUGCUUGGGGUGACUCAGGAAGCAGAUCCUCAUACGGUGGCAAUAGCACCUGGGGUGCUCGUUAG